AUGGAGAGAAGUCAGGAAAGAGAUGGCGGUGAGGGGAUGGCAAGACGGGAGCCCGGUGUGGGGGGGCUACAACUGAGAAGGGAGAUUGGCUUGUGGAGUGCCGUGUCCCUGAUGGCUGGCUGUAUGAUUGGCUCUGGCAUUUUCAUGUCGCCACAGGGGGUCCUGGUCUACAUGGGCAGCUCUGGAGCCAGUCUUGUGGUGUGGGCAGCCUGUGGCCUCCUGGCCGUGAUGGGUGCCCUGUGCUAUGCUGAGCUGGGUGCCCUGGUUCCCAAAUCCGGAGGGGAGUAUGCCUACAUCCUGCAAAUCUUUGGCUCCUUGCCAGCCUUCCUGGUCAUCUAUACGUUUGUGUUGCUGGUCAGACCAGCGGCUAUUGCUGCUGUCUCCCUGAGCCUUGCUGAGUAUGCAGUGGCCCCCUUUUACUCUGGCUGCUCCUCGAUGCCCCAGGCUGUGCUCAAGGGUGUGGCUGCCACCUGCAUCCUGCUGCUGAUGCUGGUCAACUGCUGGAGCUCACGGCUGACCACCAUGCUGAUGAACGUGUGCACGGUCGCCAAAGUGUUCUCGUUGCUAAUCAUCGUGGUGGGUGGGGCUGUGGUGUUGAGCCAGGGCCAUGGCCACACGGAAGCCUUUCUGUUUGCCUUCCACAACACAACACAUCAGUCUGGGCGCAUUGGCAUGGCCAUCUACCAGGGCAUGUGGUCCUUUGAUGGCUGGAAUAAUGUCAACUAUGUGGUGGAAGAACUCAAGAACCCAAAGCAGAACCUGGUGUGGGCAGUGAUGAUCGCCAUCCCCUUGGUCACCAGCCUGUACCUCCUGGUCAACAUCAGCUACCUGCUAGUGUUGUCACCCACUGAGAUCCUUUCCUCUGAUGCUAUGGCUGUGAGCUGGGGGAACCAGGUGCUGGGGGCCUGGGCCUGGCUGGUACCCUUGGCUGUCGUACUCUCGACAUUUGGCUCUGCUAACGGGGCAUUCUUCGGUGGAAGCCGUGUGUGCUAUGCGGCUGCGAGAGAAGGCCACAUGCCCCAACUUCUGUCCAUGGUUCAUGUGCAUCGCCUCACACCGACUCCGGCCCUGAUGUUUACCUCGGCAGUGGCUUUGAUCCUGGUCAUCCCAGGAAGCUUCGGCACCAUUGUGAACUUCUUGAGCUUCCUUGGCUGGAUCACCUAUGGAACCACCAUUGGCUGCCUCUUGUACUUGCGAAUAAAGAAGAAGAAUCUUCCUCGACCUUACAAGGUCCCCACCAUCGUCCCUGUCAUCAUGCUCCUUGCUUCUCUCUACCUGGUGCUGGCUCCUGUCAUCGACCACCCCCAGAUUGAGUUCCUGUACAUCUUUCUGUUCCUACUCAGUGGCAUCCCGGUCUAUUUCCUGUUUGUCUACUGCCAGUGCCAGCCCAAGUGUUUGCAGAUGGCCACCUUGUAUCUCCAACUGCUCUUGGAAGUUGCUCCAACCGCUAAAAAUGUUGACUAAAGGACAGGACAGGUGUGCACUGCCCUCCUUGCUACAGACACCUUUAUCCCCACACAAGUGGCCUUUGCAAGCUUCUCUGUAGGUUGACUGUACAUAAUUCUAAUGAGCAACUGGAAUGCUAAAUACAGCUGUUGUGAAGAUUUGGGAGCAUCCAGCCAGGACAGCAUCCCCCCUUCUCUGAGGACUGCUCCUUCAGUGCAGGUAGAUCUCGCAGCCACAUUGAUAUUACACGGCUGCCUCUCUGGGUAUGGCUAUUUAAUAUUCCAGGUGGGGAGUAUGAAAUACAUUCCCUCCUUUGGGGAUUUUGGAGUUAGAAUUCUGAUGGUUGCCUAACCUGAGGAUUUGUAAAUCUUGGGCUCUAUAUGAGACCAUCUUCCGUUAUCAGGCAGAGAAGCAGAGAAAGUUCCUGUGGAGAGAAGAUUGAAGAUACACAGUGAAAUGAUGUUGAGAAUUAAGUGGUCCCUGAGAGCUGAGGGAAUGACCUGAGAGGUAGCAGCCUGGAUCCCUGGCUCUUUUUUAGUUCUGGUUUCUGUCCUUCUAUGGCCCAACUGCCAUCUAGCUGUUCUUCCUUCUUUUUGAUCAUC
Molecule: messenger RNA, 2048 nt
Organism: Hyaena hyaena (striped hyena)
Lineage: Eukaryota; Metazoa; Chordata; Mammalia; Carnivora; Hyaenidae
Product: b(0,+)-type amino acid transporter 1-like
Exons: 6
Coding region: 1-1464 (487 amino acids)
Biological process (GO): amino acid transmembrane transport
Cellular component (GO): membrane
Molecular function (GO): L-amino acid transmembrane transporter activity
Source: RefSeq, a predicted model, not a curated record